Molecule: messenger RNA, 512 nt
Organism: Poeciliopsis prolifica (blackstripe livebearer)
Lineage: Eukaryota; Metazoa; Chordata; Actinopteri; Cyprinodontiformes; Poeciliidae
Product: transmembrane protein 273-like
Exons: 5
Coding region: 25-330 (101 amino acids)
Source: RefSeq, a predicted model, not a curated record
UCAGCGAAGCAGAAACACCCGGAGAUGAGGACAGAUCAGUUCCCUGGGUGCAUGCCGGCCGUAUUCAAAGCUCUCCUGAUUACUGAUUGUCUGCUGGUGAAAGUGAAGGGAGAUGGAGGAGAGUCUGACGACAAGCUAGACUUCAAGUACGCUUUGAUCGGAGGUGGGAUCGGCCUCUUCCUGUCCCUCUUGUUUAUUCUGUCCAAGAUCUGCAUGAUCAGGAAACAAGCGGAGAUAAACUUUCCAGAAUCGAGCGUGAGAAGACCUUCAGAGCCGCAAUCUGUCAUUCUGAAUCAGCUCAGCCAAUCAGCUGGCAGCGGUAUCCAGUGACAAGAGGUGCUAAAGGUCAGGCAGAGGGCAACGCGCCGUCUGGCUGAGGAGCCACGCGGCUCCAUGCUACGUCUUGUGUUGCACCUUCUCUACCUCCUGAAAGGCGUCACCGUGGAGCUGCUGAUGUGUCACUGCUUCUUUCUCGUCUCGCAAACUUUGUAAAUAAAAUAUUUUUCGACAUG